Messenger RNA from Pyrus x bretschneideri (Chinese white pear), 1170 nucleotides. Its product is annotated as probable protein ABIL5. The coding region runs from base 163 to 1020 and encodes 285 amino acids. The transcript has 8 exons. The record is from RefSeq and is a predicted model, not a curated record. Lineage: Eukaryota; Viridiplantae; Streptophyta; Magnoliopsida; Rosales; Rosaceae.
UCGAGAAUCUCUAUCUCUCUCUCUCUCUCUCUCUCUCUCUCUCUCUCUCUCAUCAUCUCUACAUAUCACGAGCCUGAAUAGUCACAAUUCUCCGCUUCUCCUUCUUUUGCUCAAAACAAAACCAACCCCCACCACCAUCCUCUAAGUUUUCAAGUUCCAGGCAUGGAGGAGAAGAUGCAGAACAACUCUAAACCCUCCUCGGAGCAAGAUGCAGAAGCAGAGUCUAAGGACGUUCCAAACAUGGAGGAGAACAUGCAGAACAUCUCUAAACCCUCCUCAGGGCAAGAUGCAGAAGCAAAGUCUAAGGACAUUGGAAGCUUUCGUAACUCUCUUCAGGAACUGAGAGACCUGCGCUCUCAACUUCACUAUGCUGCAGACUACUGCGAAUCAACCUUCUUGAACACCAAAGAAAAGAAAGUAGUGAUGGAAAACACCAAAGAGUACAUAUGCAGAGCUGUGGUGACUGUUGUUGAUCAUCUCGGAUGCGUCUCCGCCAACCUUAACGGCAUCGUUUCCGAAACUAACGCAUUUUCGGAGGCUGAGAUUCGAAUUGAUUGCCUCAAACAAAGGAUGUUCUUAUGUGAACAAUACACCCACAAGUUUGCUCUGCCUAGAGUCCGAUGGAGGGAGAUUAUCCCGCGGCAUAAUGCACGUUUUUUAUCGGCAGCUACCAGAGAAGCUGAGAAACCCAAUGAAGAUUCGAGGGAUAUUCCUAGAAACCCAGCCUCUCAUAAAACCACUGACAAGCAAGAAUCUGACAGAGAUGUAGCAAUGCCGCUUUUCUUGUCCACAUCGUCUCACAAACCGUCUUUGUCCAAGGGCGAAAACAAUUCAGCUUUAGUGCCGGUUCAUGAUGGCCUCUCAAUCCUGUCUAGGGGUCCAAACCUUACCUUUCACUUCCAGUAUGUCUCUUCUUGUGUUGUCUUGCAGGAAUCUCGGAAGAUUAAUGGACGCCUCAAGAAAUCUGGGCACGGUAAUGACAUCUUGUCGCUCAUCAGACGAGCCAAAAGAAGAGUAUGAAAAAGAGAAGAAGCUAUUUUGUUCCGCAUUGUAGAUCUCAUCUCUUGCUAAUAGCAGUAGAUUAUCCCGAAGCUUCUUUGUUUCUUUCUUUUUCAGUGGUUAGGGAUGAUUGUUAUGGUUAUGCAAAUGAAAUUGCAUUUUACGUGGUGA